AUCAGCCGGCUGAUUCUCUCCUAAUCCACCAGCCAAACAACCCAAGCUGCCUCUCCCUCUGUUUUUCUCUCAAACCAAACAGGUCUGUUGAUUUUUCUCAGCAUCAUACCGCGAAUGGAGAACCGAGGGAGGAAGAAGAGAAGAUUACAGAGAACAAAGAGCAAUCGAGAAUGGUGUUCUUCAAGUCUCGAUGCCAACACCAUUUUCGCUCUCAUGCUCGCAGCGAUUUGUAACUCGAACGAACCCUACUCUGAGUCCGUAAUAAAGAGAUGCUUAAACUCACUGCACCUCUCUCUAAUCCCGAACUCCCAAAACGCUGCGUUUCGUCUCCACCAAACCCUACCAAUCCCCAUCCUCUCAUUGCUUCCAAUCCUUCUGAACUCCAAAUGUGAUGAAAUUGUGAGUAGGAGCACCGAGAUUGCGGGGGCGGCUUCGAUUUUUUCGUUUGAGAUGAAUGAACAGAUUGCUUUGGAUGGUGAAAUUGUGAAGGGUUUGAUAUUGGCUGUCGGAGCUUCAAAUAAGAUGGUUUCGGUGGCUGCUUGUAAUGCUGUGUUGGAUCUGAGUACCACGUCGAUUGGGCGAGAACGGCUGCUGGAGUUUUCGGCACUGGAGCAUCUUAUGUUUAAAUACCUUCAGGUUCCUGAUUCUUCAAAAAGAUUGGUCUCCAUAUGCUCCUUGGACAAGGGAGGUGAUAUCUGCCUGAGAAUAGGGGUUAAGGAAGAUGAUCUUGUAGUAUUACUUCUUAAUGCAUCAAUAACUCUCAUUAAUACCUAUGACAUUGACCAACUAGAAAACAUGCCAAGGAAGCUGUCUGAAGCUUUCUCCGUCUAUUUGAAAGAGCUUUGGGUAAAAGUACAUAAUCAAAUGUUACUUCGAAACACUGUGAAAUUUGGCCAAGAUGAGCAUUUUAAUUUAAGCAGCAUCAGAACAAAUAAUCUGGCAGAAAGCAUCUUUAGGCUCUCCAUUAAUGCUGGUCACCUUACAACACCUUUCCCAUUUGAGGUGGUUAAAAAAGGCAUCUUUGAUACAAGGGAAUCUAGUUUUGAAAAUUUCAUAUUAAACCACUGGGAGGUAUCGCCUUUACUCGUAAGGAGCCUCUCAAAGGGUUUAAAUGAGCAGGAUGAUGUUUUCAGUUCAUUUGUACAGUAUCUUAACUUAAAAAAAACUGUUUCUUCCUUUGUUUCGCCUCUCCUUCAAGGUCUGGUUUCCUGUUUGCCAAUUGAUUCAGAUGAGUUAAACAUCCUUAAUUUUCUAAAGACGGUGAGGAAUGAAUUGGGUUGUCUUAUAAUCUACGGGCAAGACAUAAGGGUUCUAAGAACGAUGGGGCAUUUGAAAGAGGAGGUGCAUUUCUUUCAGGAGAGUUCAGAGCCAUGCAUCAAGGCUCCUCAUUUUUUAUAUAUUGAUGAUAUUUUGAAAUGUGAAGAUGCAUAUAAUAAGGGUUAUACAAUUGCGUUACGUGGAAUGGAGUUCCGGUUUGAGAGUAUUGCUGCUAUUGCAGAUGGGUUAGCAUCUCUGUUUGGUCAACCAUCAGUAGGUGUCAAUUUAUAUUUGACACCUCCUGAUUCUCAGGGUUUGACUCGCCAUUAUGAUGACCACUGUGUGUUUGUAUGCCAACUUUUUGGUACUAAGCAGUGGACGAUUGUUUCUCAGCCGAUUGUUUCAUUACCUCGUCUGUAUGAACCUCUUGAUAGCUUACACAGUUCAAAGAUUGGGAAUUCAAUGGCUGGGCGCACACAGUUUUUGUUGAGGGAAGGUGAUAUUUUAUAUAUUCCAAGAGGUUUUCCUCAUGAGGCAUGUACUGUUGCUGAAAGUGGUGGCCCUGAUGAGACAACUGGGUUCUCUUUGCAUCUGACACUUGCUAUUGAGGUUGAGCCUCCAUUUGAGUGGGAGGGAUUUGCUCAUGUUGCACUCCAUUGUUGGAACCAGAGCUCGAAAUCAAUCCACUACACUUCUGUUGAUCCUUUGUCUGAAAUUCUUAGUGUUAUGUCUGUGAACUUGUUACACAUUGCGAUCAGGCUGAUUGGUGAUUCUGAUCCAACCUUUCGGAAGGCUUGCUUGGUUGCUGCAAUUACCUUGCCAUCAGAUUCCAAAUGCUGGCUUGGUUUGAACCAGAGAACCAUUUUUAUCUAUAUAAUUGAUAAGAUUUGUAGUGAAUCAGGAUUCUUGGAAGCCCUCAGGGUCGUAGAAGUUGCUAUUCAGAAAAAUGAAGAUCCCUUUCAACGGUUGAGAUGGCUCCAGCUUCUCAAUUGGGAGGCAGAAAUGAUUGAAGAGCAUGGUGGGGAUUUUCCUUCAGUAGGAUUUGAAAAGUUGAGCUCUUUAUUUAAUCAACACAGAGACAAGGCAGAAGUUGCUUUCAUGAACGUGAAGUCCAAAUUCUGUUGUGAGGUGGCAUUUGAGGAUGUAAUAGACAGCUAUGGGAUGGUGCUUGAGAAGUACAAAAAGACCAGAAAGCAAUAUAUGAAUGGGAUGCUUUCACUACACUGGAUAGACCCUGUUGUAUUCAGCAUGAUGAGAUCUGCCAUGAGUCACCCAAGGUGGCUACUCCAAAGGGGCAGCCAGUGCUGUGGCAAAGGUUGAGUUCCAUAAGAUAUUCCUCUUCAAAAAAAGCUGUGACAGGUAUGUCUAUUCUCCUUGCUGAGACCUGUAGUUCUUCAAGCUUCAUUUUUAUGUUUCUCUUAUUAUUCUUCUUGUUGCUAUUAGGUUGGGUCUAUUUCCAUCUCAUUGUUUACUUUGUAUGCCAUUACGUUAUACAAUAUGUCUCAUAAAACCAAUUAAAAAUGCAUCUACAGAAGUGGAGAAAAAGUAAACUCUCUUUUAUGAUUGUUAUUGUUGCUGGCAAAAGUUUGGGUUGUGAAGUGAAACCCAGAGAGGAAAUUAAGAUUGCCGUGAAAUUUGAAGCAAAGUAUUUCCAUCCAAAAUAUUACUAUAUGUUAUUACAUUGUUGUAUCUAUUGAUUAGAAAUACCAGACAUGUAUGAAUAAACUCUUCUGUAGGGAAGGCUUAUAAAGCAUCCUAGGGUUUGGGGUGUUUGGGAGUUGGAGUUGGAUGAGUCAUAACUCCAUGAUAA
Molecule: messenger RNA, 3067 nt
Organism: Vitis riparia (riverbank grape)
Lineage: Eukaryota; Viridiplantae; Streptophyta; Magnoliopsida; Vitales; Vitaceae
Exons: 5
Coding region: 115-2577 (820 amino acids)
Cellular component (GO): nucleolus
Molecular function (GO): histone H3K4 demethylase activity; histone H3K36 demethylase activity
Source: RefSeq, a predicted model, not a curated record